AUGGCAUCCACAAAUUCAUCCCCAUUCAAGGAGCCUCCGUACUUGAGCGGUCAGCCUUCGCCAUACUUUACUCCAGAGCUCAAGGAGUGGCAACGCGCAUGUCGAGCAUUCAUCACGACUCAUUUCACACCACAUGCGGUUGAAUGGGAGGCUCAAGGCCAAGUGCCUGACCAUGUUUUCCAGACGUUUGCGAAGAACAAGAUGCUCGUGCCAGCCAUACCAGCGCCUCUUCCAGUAGUCGAGCUCAAAGCGGCAGGUAUUCACAGCAUCUUGGACGUUGUCAAGGUUGAAGACUUUUCCGCCUUCCACAAUCUGAUCUUUACCGACGAACUGAUGGCUUCGGGGAUUUGUGGACCAUCAUGCACCAUCAACGUUUCGCCCGGAUUUGGAGUACCCUGUCUGCUCCGUUUUGGCAAUGGUCCACUAAAGCAACGCUUCCUCGCCGAUCUGUUCUGGGGUCGCAAGAAGAUCUGCAUGGCGGUCACCGAGCCUGAGGGCGGGACAGAUGUUGCCAACAUUAGGACGCGAGCCGACAAAACCCCAGACGGACAACAUUACAUUGUCCAUGGGAAGAAGAUGUGGAUAAGUACCGCUGCAUGGUGUUCUCAUGCUAUAGUAGCCGUGCGGACAGGAGAAGCUGGCAUGUCGGCGAUCUCUCUGGUCAUCGUGCCACUCAAGAAUGAAGACCGCGUGACGGUGAAGCGUCUGAACAUGGCUGGCCAGCUUUCGAAUGGCGUCGCUGAGAUUGAAUUCAACCGCGUGAAGGUUCCGGUCACCAACUUGGUCGGGACUGAAGGUCAAGGCAUGAAAUACAUCAUGACCAACUUCAAUCACGAGCGCCUUACCAUUGCUAUUGGCGCGACUCGACAAGCCCGCGUAGUACUUUCUGCCGCCUUCGAACACUGCUUGCAACGACGAGCUUUCGGUGGUUCGCUCAUGGACCAGCCCGUCGUACGAAACCGUCUAGCAAAGGCCGGCAUUCAGCUCGAAGCGCAGUGGGCAUGGAUCGAGCAGACAGUCUUCCAGAUAGACAAMAUGACCAAAUCAAGGGCUGAUGGCGAGAUUGGAGCCCUCGUUGCAGGCCUCAAGGCCAACGCAGGCGCCGUCCUGAAAGAAUGUGCCGAUUGCGCGGUCGUACUUUUCGGAGGAUCCGCGUAUAGUAAAGACGGCCCGGGGAGCAUUGCGGAAAGAGCAUGGCGUGAAAUCAACGGUCAGCGCAUCCCUGGCGGUAGUGAAGAUGUUAUGCUCGAUCUCAUGAUACGGCAACUUGCCAAAGGUGCGAAAAGUAGCAAAAAUCGGCCGAAUUUGUAG
This is a messenger RNA of Ramularia collo-cygni, 1311 nucleotides long. Its product is annotated as related to acyl-CoA dehydrogenase. NCBI's taxonomy places the organism in Eukaryota, Fungi, Ascomycota, Dothideomycetes, Mycosphaerellales, Mycosphaerellaceae. Gene Ontology annotation, molecular function: oxidoreductase activity, acting on the CH-CH group of donors; flavin adenine dinucleotide binding. The record is from RefSeq and is a predicted model, not a curated record. The transcript has a single exon. Bases 1 to 1311 code for a protein of 436 amino acids.